Molecule: messenger RNA, 13952 nt
Organism: Callithrix jacchus (white-tufted-ear marmoset)
Lineage: Eukaryota; Metazoa; Chordata; Mammalia; Primates; Cebidae
Gene: FSD1L
Product: fibronectin type III and SPRY domain containing 1 like
Molecular function (GO): protein binding
Source: RefSeq, a predicted model, not a curated record
UCAGCCCCUCCCUUCUGCGAGCCGCCCUUUCACAUUGGCAACCGCGGCGCGACGGCUGCGCGCGCGGGCUGGGCGCGACGGGUGGGGCCGGGCGGUGCCGGUGCGGGCUGGGUCAAUGCGUGAGUAGCGGUCUUGGGGUGUGCGACUUCGCUGCGCCUCUUCGCACGGUUCGUUGUCGCGAGUUCGGGCCCAGCGGGCUUAGCCCCUCGCCAUGGACGCCCAGAAAAGACAGUGUUUUGCCAUGUUGUCCAGGCUAGUCUCGAACUACUGGGCUAGAAACGAUUGGCAUACCUUGGCCUCCCAAAGUGCUGGGAUUACAGACAUGAGCUAUCACAUCUGAUCUGAAGUUGUUUUUUGCUAGGAAGCUCUACAAAGGAUCAUUUCAACUCUGGCAAAUAAAAAUGAUGAAAUUCAGAACUUUAUUGAUACACUAAAUCAUACACUAAAAGGAGUUCAGGAAAAUUCAUCUAACAUACUCUCAGAGUUAGAUGAAGAAUUUGAUAGUUUAUACUCUAUACUGGAUGAAGUGAAAGAAAGUAUGAUUAACAGUAUCAAGCAGGAACAAGCUCGUAAAUCCCAAGAGUUACAGAGUCAGAUUAGUCAAUGUAAUAAUGCCCUGGAGAACUCUGAAGAACUACUAGAAUUUGCAACAAGGUCAUUAGAUAUAAAGGAACCUGAAGAAUUUUCAAAGGCUGCCAGACAGAUCAAGGAUAGAGUCACAAUGGCUUCAGCCUUUCGCCUUUCUUUGAAACCCAAGGUCAGUGACAACAUGACUCAUUUAAUGGUGGAUUUCUCACAGGAAAGACAAAUGCUGCAAACUUUGAAGUUUUUGCCAGUCCCCAAAGCUCCAGAGAUAGAUCCAGUCGAGUGUUUGGUGGCAGAUAACUCUGUAACAGUAGCUUGGAGAAUGCCAGAAGAAGAUAAUAAGAUUGACCAUUUUAUACUGGAACAUAGGAAGACUAAUUUUGAUGGACUUCCACGUGUGAAGGAUGAGCGAUGCUGGGAGAUAAUUGAUAAUAUUAAGGGUACUGAAUAUACACUAUCAGGCUUAAAAUUUGAUUCAAAGUAUAUGAAUUUCAGAGUACGAGCUUGUAACAAGGCUGUGGCUGGAGAGUAUUCUGAUCCAGUGACUCUAGAGACCAAAGCACUUAACUUCAAUUUGGAUAACUCUUCAUCCCAUUUGAACUUGAAAGUUGAAGAUACCUGUGUAGAGUGGGAUCCUACUGGAGGAAAAGGCCAAGAAAGUAAAAUUAAAGGAAAAGAGAACAAGGGCAGUGUCCAUGUUACUUCACUGAAGAAACACACAAGAAGUGGUACACCAUCCCCAAAACGAACAUCUGUAGGCUCCAGGCCACCAGCAGUAAGAGGCAGUAGAGAUCGUUUUACUGGAGAAUCAUACACAGUGCUGGGAGACACUGCUAUUGAAAGUGGACAACAUUAUUGGGAAGUCAAGGCCCAGAAGGAUUGUAAAUCCUACAGUGUAGGAGUAGCAUACAAAACGUUGGGGAAAUUUGACCAGUUGGGAAAGACAAACACUAGUUGGUGUAUCCAUGUCAACAACUGGCUACAAAACACAUUUUCAGCAAAGCAUAAUAAUAAAGUCAAAGCUUUGGAUGUUACUGUUCCUGAAAAAAUAGGUGUAUUUUGUGAUUUUGAUGGGGGUCAACUUUCAUUCUAUGAUGCAAACUCGAAACAGUUGCUAUAUUCCUUUAAGACAAAAUUUACUCAGCCACUAUUACCUGGUUUCAUGGUAUGGUGUGGUGGACUUUCUUUGAGUACUGGGAUGCAGGUUCCAAGUGCUGUGAGAACACUUCAGAAAAGUGAAAAUGGAAUGACUGGUUCAGCUAGCAGCCUGAACAAUCUUGUUACUCAAUAAUGCCUAAUCAGAAUACGUUUACCCUCCCUCUUGAUUGGGUGGCCUUUUCUGUGCAGUUACUAAUCACAGGAAUUUGUGAGUAGUGAAAAUCAGGUUUGCUGUGUUCUGCUUUGAGGCCCGGAAUCUGUUAUCAUUAAACACAAAGUGUGAAGCAUUUGCAGGAACCUACUGUGCAGUAUCAUAGAAGCAAGCAGAUACCAAGGAAGAAACUAAUGAUUGAAGAGUAAACGGAGGGAAAGGCAGUGUUUAAUUACCAUAAAAAGUCAUUUUUGUAUUUCUUGGAUUACUUUGAUUCUUCUAAUAUGUUUAAUUACAUAUGCAACCCUUAGUCCUGGGGAGAAAAGCUUUUACGUCUUGCCUUCUUUCUUCUGUACUUUGUCUUUUUUAAAAAUCCCGUUACUACUUAUUAUUUAGUUCUUACACAGAAGCUUUAAAAAUACAGUCUUCUGAAGUUUUCUAAAAAUUGAAAUCAUAUGUUGGGAAUGAUGAAAAUGUUUUCAAAUGGUUUAUUUUUCCUCUUUUUAAAAUAAGUUUUACAAAAUUAUCCUCUUUUGUUUAUUUACUAGAUUGUAUAUAAUUUUCUUUUUUCCAAAAUAUUGUGAUAAGUUUCUAAACACAACAGUUUAAUCUUACCUUUAGUAGUUUGGUAAAAUUCCCACUUGAAUGUGGCACUAACUGGUAAUAAUUAUGCUGAUUUUUAACAUCUCUAAUAGGAAUGAAAGUUUAUUAAAGUUACAUAGCGUAUUGAAAAACAUACUACUCAAUUUUUAUCUAAGAAGGAUAGGUUAUAAAAGGAGGUACCUAAAUACUCAAAGUAUAUAUUCUUUUGAAUAACAUAUGGAAUGUUUUAAGCAAUUGUUUUGAAAAAAAUCUGCAUAUCUUUGACUUAAUUGGCACAUAGGUUUUUCAAGCAACCAUUCAUUCAGAGGUUAGUUUUCUCUCUGUCCUUUGCUACAUUUUCUUGUUAAAGAAAUGUUAAUUAUUCCAAAAAUUGACAUAGAUGUCUUUCCCAAACUUGGAGUAAAACCCAUGGUUAUUAAGCAGAACAUAACUAUUCUUAAAAAGUCAAUUGUAAUUUGUAAUUCACAUCCUUUGAGCCAAACUAAAAGUUAAAAUGACAGUAUUUAAUGAUUCCUUGGGCAUUUUUAAGAGGUCUGAAUUUGUUUUUUCUUAAUUUUGAAACUUUUCAUUUUUCUUGUUGUCUUUUUUUCAUUCUCAUUUUAAAUAUAUUGUGCUAUGAUAACCUUCCUCCAAGGAUUGACCAUUACUGCCUACAUUUGGGUUGCUUUCUACAUAAAAACCUGUGUAAUAGUAUUAAUAAUAGCUCAUUCUCUCUAAAAAUUUACUGCUAGCCAGGUGCAGUGGCUCAAGCCUGUAAUCCCAGCACUUUGGGAGACCGAGACGGGCGGAUCACCAGGUCAAGAGAUUGAGACCAUCCUGGCCAACAUGGUGAAACCCCAUCUCUACUAAAAAUACAAAAAUUAGCUGGGUGUGGUGGCGUGCGCCUGUAUUCCCAGCUACUGGGGAAGCUGAGACAGGAGAAUUGCUUGAACCCGGGAGGCGGAGGUUGCAGUGAGCCUAGAUUGUGCCACUACACUCAAGCCUGGCGCCUGGCAACAGAGCAAGACUCUGUCUCAAAAAAAAUAAAAAUUUACUGCUUACUGAUAGGAUGUUUUGUUUCCUUGAUAAAACAAAUGUAAAUGAGGAGUUUUAUUUGAAUUGGAAUAUUGUUUUUCCAGAGGACAUUAAUAUCUACACUAUUAUCUAAUGACAUGUUGGUAAUUUUAAAAACUGCAAAGCAGUUAGAGAAUAAAGUAUGCCAAUAGGUAUUCUUUUGAUUCUCCAAGGAAAUAUAACUUUAGUUUUUGUUCCUCAUAGAGAGUUUGAAAGAAAUUUUCAGAUGUUCUGUUUCCUGUAGAGGGGCUAUUCCAGGAUCUAAGUAAAUGGAAAUUUAUAAUGCCCUUCAUAGACUCAAACCUGAAAGCAGAAAUUUUUAGUAGUUGAGUGGCUUUAAGUGAAAUUUAGCAAAUAUGACACAGAAAAGUUCAGAUGCUCUUGUAUAAAAUUCUUUACUACUGUCUUACAUAAUUGUUUCUUCUCCUUAAUUCAGUGCCUUUUUCCUCUAAGCAUACUCUUGGUCCCUGACCCAUGCAGUGUCAACUGAUGUUUAAGCUACAGGGCAUUAUGUUAAAGUGGUGAGGGCCCUCUGCUGCAGGGGCAUGGGGAAAAGCAUAUAUGAAUCAAGGGCUGGAGGAGUGUACAUGAUUCUUGUGUUCCUGUUGUCAUUUGAAACUCUUCGCUUAAAAUUUUCUAAUAUUCGUUUGGAAAACCUCUCCAGUGGAGAGGUUUCAACUCUUAAGAGGCUUUGUAGUAAUAGUAUAAGUUCAGUAAAUCCAGAGUCCAAAUUCUCAUCACAUGUAUUACUUGAUAUAAAUUAUGAAGUUAUUAACUUCAAAAUAAGAAUCUGAGGAUUUCUUCUUACUGUCUUUCUUAAAAGUCUCUAAAAUUAAAGAACAAGAUGUGUGGGGUUUUUUGUUUAUGAUGUUUUUAUUUUAUUUUAUUUGUUGUUAAGUUAAACUGAAAAAAGUUUGUCAUCCUCAUUCCAAACUAAAAACUAAUCAAAUAUAGUGCCUAUUUAAAUAAUCUUAAGGUAACUAUUAACCAUAAUAUAUAAUAUUCUCAUUGACAUUUGAAUUUAAAAAUAUUGAGCUCUUGCUCAGUUUAAAACAUUGUAGAAAAUAUUAAACCCUUUGAAACAUCUUUUGUUGCUUAUUUAGGUUUUGUUUCCACAGGUCAAACAUGAUUGCUUUCUAUAAAAGAAAUGCUUGAGAGGUUGACUAUAAUGGAUAUAUCACAGGUGUAAAACAGUUGUUUUAUAAAAACAUGGAUUUAGUAUUGCAUUUCUCUUUUAGCAACUGAAUUCCAAACUACUUUUAUUAAACUGGAUAUAGAAAUGAAGGAGCUGCCUUAAGCACUGUAGAAAAGAGUUUUUGACAAUUCCUUUUGUCUCUCAUGGCUGACCAUGUCACAUUAUAUCUUUAAAUUUUGGUAAAUAUGUAGAUACCAAGCAUUAAUAACUAAUGCAUAGAGAAAUUUAAUAUACAGCAAUUAUUUGAAUGUCCCAGGUAUAAGGUAAACUAAUUGUAAGUAUUAAGGACAUGCCUGUCUAUACAUGGGUUGCAUUGAUGGCAUCUGUAUCAUCUUGACAAAUCGUGAACUACUGCUAUACAGCUAGACUUGGCCUAUUUACUCUUUUCUGCAAACAGUAAUUCUUUUAAAAGAGACAUACUGAUUUGCUGUUAUUUACUUAUUUAUGAAAUUAAAGCAUGAAUAAUAUCAUGUUUAAUUUGAAUUUUUUGUGACUGAUCCUUGGUGGUAUAAAUAGUAAAAGUGAAUGUAAUGGAAUCUUUUAAUUAGGCUAAGAUAUGCUAUUUCAUGACUAGAAUGAUUAAUUUUUCUUUAUAUACUUUGUCCAUAAAAUUAUAAUUGCUUAAGUAAUUUUGUUGUUUCUUAUGGAAACAAUUGGAAAAGUAUAUGGAAAAUGAUUAUUUCAAAGAGUAUUCAUUUAAAGAGGAAAGUGUAGACUUCUUACUAUAAAAUAUGUGAUUCCAGGCUUAAGAAAUUAAUUAUAUUUUAAAAUAAUUAUUUUUUAAAACGUGAUUUGUUUUUAAAAGAUCAGUCUCCAUUCAUUAGCUAAUUCAUACAACAAAUUUGAGUGUUUGUGAUAUGGCAGUAAAGAUGUGAUGAUUACUUUGUAUGCACAUUAACCAAAACCAAUGAAGUUUGAUGUACUGUGCAUAUAGUUUUGCAGCUUUUUGAGUAGUGUGACAGAGUUUGCAUCUUAAAAAUGUUUUACUAAUAAGUCAGAAGUUUAAAAUGUCUUAUAGUUUGCUAGAAAAAAUCAAAUUAACUGCAUAUAAAUGGUUCACUUUUAUAUAGUCACAUUUAAUGAGUCUGAAAAAGUUUCUUCUUUGAUUUUGUGUUUACUCUUAGAUAUAUUCUUUUAGGGAAGUGUAUGGUCAACAUAAAUUUACUCAGUAUACAGAUAAUCAUAAAGUUGUUAUUUUUAACCAAAAUACACAUUUCGUAAUGUUGGCAUUGGAGUAUUAUAAGCGAUCAUGAAUGUUUCCUGAAUGAUCAUGGCAAGAUUACCUCGCAUUCAGCAUAGUUUAGUUUUAUGUGUCUCUUACAGUAUGCACAUUCUGCAGUUAUUUAUGAUCCUGAUAUGUCACAUAUAAUAGCUUUGUUACCUGGAGUAUUUGAUUAACCUAAACAAUUUAAGCAUUUUAAAUUAGUUACAAUUGAGUUUAAACUGAUUACAUUUGGUUUAUGUUGUCUUCAUUGAAAAGAUACUGUUGGACAUGCCAUAUCAAAGUUAGUAUUCACUUAUAAAUAAAUACCAGAAUUUGCCAGAGUACACUUUUCUAUUCAGAUGACUCAAUUAUUAAAUAAAAGAAUAUUAUUUCUGGGUGAAUAUAAGGUACUGACUUCUGAUUCAUAAUCAUUUAAGCUAAGUGAGUUUAAACUGAUACCUUUUCUUAGUGGUACCCAUUCAAUGUAAGCUGGUCCAUGGGAAUGGACAUGUAGAGGAUUUCACAGUAUGUAAGGCAGAAGGCAGGUGAAUGUGUUUGCUUUGGCCUGGAGCUUAUUCAGUUUUGCUAGUAUUAAAAUAAUUCAAAUAGUAAGUGGUAAAACACAUUUUUGUUAGUAUUGGAACUUUUUGGAGAACAUAAGGGCCAUGAGAAUGCAUGAUUUUUAACAUUUCCUAUAUAUCUAAUGUACCAAAGCACUGAGUCUAAUUUACCUAUUAAGGGAGACUCUUUAAAAUCAACUUUAUAACUAAUUCAUACUGUAAGACAGAUAACAGCUAAAGUUUUGAAAUAAUUUAUAUUAAAAUCCACAAGUCUUAAAAAUCCCUGGAUAUGAUAUAAAAAGGAUUUUGGCUUCUUUAUUGCAGUAUUUAAAAUUAAUCACCUUAGCUCUACCAUAUACUAGAUCUAUGACCUCUACAUAAUCCUUUAUCAUCUUUGGGCCUCUAUUGCCUUAUUUAUAAAAUAACUAUAAGUUGUACAGCCUACCUCACAGGGCUGUUGUGAGGAAUAAAAUGAAAUGGAGUAUGUGAAAUUGCUUCAGCAGCAGUAAAGUGCUAUGUAAAUGUAAAGUGUUCUUUUUGGAUAAUAAUGGAUAUUUAAGUGUUUGAAUAAUUCUAGAUUGCAUUUAGUUUGAUAAAGCAUGUGCUUAACGUGGUAUCACCAGUGAUUUCAAACAUGACUUAAAAAAUAAAAGAAAACCCCAAUUAAAAUGCUCGUUAAUAUUCAUUUAGUUUGUGCAUGAUUUGUGGCCUCUCUAUAUUUUCUCAAGCUUAUUUUGCUAGAGCUAUAAAAGCUCUUUCACAGCAUUGGUGUGUCAGUGUAGAAUAGUGGCAUAAAUAAACAAAUGGAUUAAGCUACAUUUCCUUGCAGGCAUUUGCACUUUGAAGUUGGGGCUGCUCAGUGCCACAUGCAAAGAGUGAAUUUGGUCUAAAAAUUCUUUCCAAACAACCAAAUGGCUGGGCAGUUUGUUGUCACUGGGUAAAUGAUAUAAAAUGUAACCAUGGAACAUUUGACAACUUCAUUGCAUUGUUAUUUUAAAAAAAAAGAAUGAAGCAUUUCAAAACCUUGUUAGUUUAUCUGGAUAUCUCUUGGUAUCUCUCCUGACAUAAUUGGUUUUGCUUUAAAUUGGAUUAAAUGGUUUACAGGUUAUCUGAAUCUACAGAUUUAGUAUGUCUAUUAUUUGGACAUGGUUUUGCUAUGCAGUUGUGAUAAUAAAAAUUCUAAUUCCUCAGGUUUAGCCUUUAUGUUAUGAAUGAAGACCUUUAAUGAACUACUUAUGAUGUACUCAGUGCUGCACAAUAGUAUUUUAAUAAGCACGUUGCCUCAUUUUCCUUAGAAACAAGACAAAGCCUUUUUUAAAUGUUUUUUUAAAUUUAAAAUAGGAUAUUCAAAGUGGAGUAACUUGUAUUUUGAAAUGAUUUUAUGUUCUGUAUAGAAUGUCCCACUUAAGAUUUUACAGAAGCAUCUGGAAUAUCUCAUUAAAAUUUUAAAAACAUUUUUCCUGCUUUCUUUUGCUUCAUUGCUUGAUUUUUUUCAAGUAUAAAUACAAUAUGCUGUUGGGGAUGAGAAUAUAAAAAAAAGUCAUAGUUCCUUUGCCUAAAAAGCUUAACAUUUUAGAACAGUACUGUUCAACAGAAUUUUAUGCAAUUAUGAAAAGUUAUUUGUGCAGUCCAAUACAAUAGUGACUAGCCGUAGGCGGCUACUGAGCACUUUAAAUAUGGCUAGUGUACUAAGCAAAUGAAUUCUUAACUUUAAUUAAUUUAAACAUAAAGAGUUUCAUAUUGCUCAUAGUCACUGUGUUGAGCAGUGUACCUACAGAUGGAAAAUGCAACAUGCUGUAUAAGUAACUAUAAUAUACUUAGGAAUUUGGUUUCUUUGGAUCUUGCCGUGUGUUGGGUUACAUUUUGGUAAAUGGUAACUAAGAGAAUCAGAACCUAAACCUUUUUAAAAUUCCUGUUCUAACUUGAAAGCAGUUUAGAUGAAAAACAAAAAUCAGUGAGACUGAAGCUCCUGUAACUAAGAAGUUAUGUAAGAAGAAUGAAAGGAGACUGGAUAGUCUCAAGUCACAGGAAGAAGAAUGAACGAAGAUUGAGAAACCACUAUAGAAGAUGGAAAGUGAACGGCUGCAUUUCUGGAGAACAAUUUUAGCAACACCAAGAUUUUUAAAUGCACAUAAUCGUUAAUUUCUAAGUAUUUCUCUUACAUAUAUAGUCACAAAAAAGCCAAUAUUCAUUGCAGGAUUACCAUAGCAAAUAGUAGCAACCUAAUUAUUAAUUGAAGACGUACACAUGUGAAUGGCCUUAGAGGUAAAUUCCUUUUCCUUUUUUGGUAGCAAGGCAAAGAACUGGUUAAAAAGGCCUAAGUUGCCUCAACAAAAGAAUAUGAUAACAGAAUUUUGAAGGCUCCCCUUUUCUAACUUGCUGCAGUAACAAAUUACCAUUAUUAAGUUGUGGUCUAGAUAUUAUAUAUUCUGCACAUUCCCCUCCCCCAAUAAAUGUUAUAUAGACCAUUAUGACAGUUGGCUUACUUAACUGAAGCCUUUUCCUUGGUAUACCAGCCCAAUUUUGCCUGGCUGGGAUUUCUGUGGCAUAAGAGCUCAGGCUAUUAUGUGCACUCUACUUUUCUGCCCAAACUUUUCCUUACUAAACUCCAUUUUACACUUACAGUGCAUGGUACUUGUAUUUUUUGUUUGUUUUUGCACAAGGUCAGCACAACAGCAGAUAGUUAGACUGUGGUAUUUCCAUGAGCUCUUACACAGCUGUUAAAGGACAUGCUGUUAAUAGAAGUGUAUUUAACCGUGAGAUGAUUAAACAGAAAGUCAUCGAGCAAUAUAUAGAGUAUGAUACCAUGAGUGUGUGCAUGCAUUUAUGCUUGGGUAAGAGGGGACCCUGACCUGAUCCCCACACACUUGCUGUGCCUCUCUUCAUGGGGUGAAAAACUGAGCCAAGAGAUUAUACCUACUUGGAAUGCAUAUUCCCUUACCCUCUUCUAUACUAUGUUGUUGAAACAGUCUUUCAUUGCCUGAGAUAACACCCUGAUUUCUUGUCCUACCUCCAAGACGAUUAUGGAUUGUGGACACAAAGGUGAGGUUAGAACAAAAGUUUAGUAAGUGAAAGAAGAAAGCUCUCUGCCAGCAGAGAAGGGGUCCUGAAUGGGAGUACCCACCAUGAGGCUGGAGUCCAGGGUUUUUAUGAACAGAAGGGGACAGCCCACAGACUAAAGAAUAUGCUUAGUCUGUGGGCUAUCUUGGUGAACGUGUGACUCAGCUUGGCCUGGGACCAGUCAGGAGCUGAAAUGAUGAUUCAUAGAUGCUGCGUAGCCUGGCCCAGGAACUAUCAGAAGCUGGAGUGAAAGUUUGGCCCGGGACCAAUCGGGUUGAGGUGAUGAUGCAUAGAAUCCAGUCUUAGAGUCCUAAUAAAGGAAAGUAGACUACCCACUGGAACCUACUGGAUCCCAUUGUGCCCAUACCUACAAAAGGAAAAGAAACUUUCCUGGGAACCUGCUGACUGUAGGAAGGACAAAGUCAUUUCUAUGCCAGGCCUUGUUCCUUUAUCUGAGUGAGCUGGAGGUUUGUGCAAGUUUUUAUCCAAAUGGGCUGUAGGUUUUUCUAUCUGUGCAGCCAUGGGCAUGCCUCCAGGCACAACACCCUGUGCUAGUUCCCUUGUUGGUGCCUGCAGCUUGAGUUUUUUCCCAGGCUGUUUUAUGUUAUGGGAUGGAGCACUGACCCAUGGGCCGAGGGUUCUCCGGAACCCUUCCCUUGUUACCUACCUAAGGCAAGCUAACUAAUCUGAUCCCCACACUCUUGCUAUGCCUUUCUUCAUGGGAUGAAAAAUUGAGGAGCCAAGAGAUUACACCUACUUGGAAUGCAUGUUCCUUCACUGACUUCUAUACUGUUAUCAGAUAGCCAGGACCCCAGAAUUUCUUGCCCAGUCAGCUUGAAGCUUGCCUCCAGCAUACGUGCAGUUAUCUUGUCCAAAUCCAUCCUGAUAAAAGACUACUACAGAUGCAUAUACCCCUAUGGCUGGCAGUUUGUGGGAAGUGCAGAUGAAGCUUUUUAUGCAGACUGAGUUGUCCACAUGCAUGCAUGACAGGCCCCUUGUGGCAGGCUGAAGCUAGAAGUAAAAAGAGAUCCAGGGGCUCAGGGAAGGGCAGGCCAACCUACUGUCACUUUCUGGUACACAUCUGAAGAAUCUGCAAAUUGCAUAUUUGAAUCUAGAUUUCUGUUCCCUGAGAAUAAAUACGUGUUGAAGUAGAAGAGUAUAACAUUUUAUUUGUUGGUUAACACUCAGCUGUUUAGACACUGAAAAUACGUCAGGGUUGGCUUCCAUUUGUAUUCUUGCCCCAGACCCUGCAAAUGUUAGGAGUGGGCCAGGGUGCUUGGAUGUGUGCAGAGCUGAGUGGUUUAUAGAAUAUGAAUAUUUACUUAUAAGGGAGGCUGUUUUACGAAUCCUUAUACCCCCUCUUUCAACUGAAUUUGCUAACUAGAUUAAAGCAUACUGACUGACGUUUGCCAUGAGCUGAGGGCUCACAUUUGACCUCUCAGUAUGCUUGAGAAGUAGCACUGCCCCCAGUUGAGUUGUAUAUUUACCUUCAGUUCUGUUUGUUCGAAAACGUGCCUAUGCAGGUGGCAGUCAUAGUUGUAAUUAUGUAAGUAUGUAAACCAAUUAUAUAAUGUAAAUAUAUAAAUAUGAAAUGAGUAUGAAAAGUUACUUAUAAGGAAAGUGGGGGAACCAUUAUAGAUGAAGUGUUUAAAAAACUGCUGAUAAGUUAGUUGUGGCCAAAAUAAUUGCGAGCGAUGGGGAAGAUUUUUGUUUAAAAAUUCCCGGACUCCACAUUGAUCUUCCUUCACUUGUGUCUUUAAAUUCCUCAUCCAUUUUACAGAAACAGAAACAAGAAAUGAUGGAUGAUGCAUUAUGUCUGUGGUUUUGUAAGAAAAACAGUGAGAUACUCCAAUCAGUUGGUCCAUACUUAAUAUGAACUUAGUUCAAAUCAGAUUGGCCAUUGUAACCCUGUACUGAAACUGCUUUUUAAAAGAUUUAUUCAGAACUAGAUUUGUUAUACACUUGAAAAGUAUUUACUUCUAAGAACCUGAUAAUUUCUCCCUUUCCCUGUUACUUUUAAUUUCCAAGUAUAUACAGAAAAGUAAAAAGCCAGUGCUUUGUGCUCAUCACCUAGGUUAUCAAUUGUUAAUUUUGCCAUGUUUUGUGCCAUCUAUUUUGUUUUAAAAUGUCACCUGUAAGUAUGCUAGAUGCAUCAAUGAUGGCUUUUUAAAAACAGCCACAUUCUGUUAACAUUCUUAGCCAAAUUAACAGUAAUUCUGUACUAUUAUCUAAUGGAUCAGUCAAUACUAAAAUUUCAGUUGUCUCAAAAACAUCUUUUUACGGUUAGCUUGUUCAAAUCAGGAUUCAGUCAGGGUCCACACAUUGUACUUCAUUACACCCCUUAAAUAUUUGAGUUUUGUGUAGCUCCUUCUGCUUUUAAAUGCCAUUGAUUAAAAAACGGAGGCAUUUGUCUUGUAGAACGUCCUGUUUUCUGAAUUUAACUGGUUGCUUCUCUAUAUCCUGUGUUAGAUCUAGAGUUUGAGUAAAUGCAGGUUCAAUUUUUAGGCAAGAAUCCUUCACAGGUGUGGCUGCAUACUUUCCAUCGCAUCAGGAAGUACAUAAUAUAUGCUUGUCCCAAACUUAGUGAGAUUAAGAUUCAUCAAUGGGUUCAGGUGGUGCCAGUCUAUUAUGAAGUUCCCCAUCAACCUUUCACCUUAAUUUUAGCAUCUAUUGAUGUUGCCCUUUCUAUUAUUUCAUUAGAAAUUGCAAAAUCAUGAUUGUUUUAUCAUUCUCCAUUUAUUACCUGGAAUUCUUAUAAGCAUUUUGGUUACACUGAAAAUCAGUUCAUAUACAAGAAAGGCAGGAUAAAUGCCUGAUGUUUUCCCUUUAUCAGGUUUCAGAAUAUUUAAUCUUUAACCUGGCAAUCUUCAAUCAUGACUGAAUUUUAUUUUUUAAGGAUCCAUUGGAAACUCCAGAAUUUUUAUAUUUUAUGUGUUUCAAUCAAUAGCAGGUAUGCGAUGCUCAAAUUUUCCCAUGUUCCAUCACAUUAGCACCUCUGUUAAUACCAUUAGGCUUUGAUAACUUCUUUCCUCUUGAUGCAACCUACUUUUUUAAAAAAAUUAACCUACCGAGUACCAGUUCUGAGUGUGUUGGAUAGAACUUCUACAGUAAGCUUGUAUGUACGAAGGAAUGAUUUGACAAGGAGAAACAAAACGUUGGUAAAAGUGAUAACCUCUAGGAAAUGAGGAAGACUUCCUUUUUUCUGUAUUGAUAGAAUUUUUAAAAAACAAAGCUUAGAAAACAAAUAUAUGACGAAAGUAUUUUCCGUUUUGUAGAAAUAAAUUAUUACAGUAACUGGUUUAAUGCUUUAUGGUUUUAAAAAAUUUAUAACAAGAUUAAUAACUGAGCCUUAACAACAAUCUUUUGGAUUUUUGUUAAUAAAAAUCCACCGUUAAAAGUUAACCAAGGUGGGAAGAUCGCUUGAGGCCAGGAGUUUGAGACCAGCCUGGGCAACAGGGUGAGGACCCCCGCUCCCUCCUCUGUUAGUCCCCAACGUCUCUACAAAAAAAAUAAAAAAGAAAAUAAAAAAGUUAAAGAAUUAGGUCCAAAAUUGUAUCCAGCCUGAAACUGGAGGGCAACAGGCCGCUGGAUCUUGGAUGUCAUAAAGGCACCUCAGCUCCAUGAGCUGCUGCUAUUUUCCACUCUAUCCCCUAUCUCUACUAAUUGUAUCCAAACCAAAAUUCAGGGAGUUAUGCUGAAUCCCUCUCAGCGAAGCACACGCACUAAAAAAUCAUUCGCGUAUCAGAAGCUCACAUUUAAUGAGCAUUCUUAUCUAAACUCAUACGCUUUGGAAAACAGCUCAGCUGCCACCUCCAGUUCAUCGUCCGCUGCCGAAAAGUUUUGAGAAUUUUCUUAAAAUCUGAGACUGCCUCAGUGCGGUGCUGUAGUUGUUAAUUAGACAAGAGAUAAGAGGGCUUUGGCAAAGUGUCUAGAUUCUAAAAGCGAGGAAUCGCCAGGGCUCAGUAAAUUUCUGGCGGUGAAGAUGCGACACGAGCCACAGACAAGCCGAGGCGGGCACUGGACCGUGGGAAUCUCCCGGCUGGAACUCAGCCAGCCUCCGCGGCUCAGCACUUGACGGCCGCUUUUGCAGUGAUUGCUGUGAAUGCCGUAAAGCGGAGCGGCUGCAACUGCUGUUGAGUGGAGGUAACGUAUGGGAGUCUCAGCUCCGUAGUUGGGGAUAGGUGGGCGCCUUCAAACAGGUGCCGCUGGUGGCUCGGGUGCCCUUACCGGACAUCCUCCAGUAUUCUGGGCACCUGCCUACCCCUUGGCGGGGAGGCCGGCCACAGGCUGAGUGCGCUCCGGGCUGGGUACCCCUCAGUCAGUCCACGAGCAUUGCGUGGUAGACUUCCACUUGGCCAGUCCUUCCCACACUUCUGGGAUCAG